Gloeophyllum trabeum ATCC 11539 is the source of this 4371-nucleotide messenger RNA. RefSeq lists its product as uncharacterized. Gene Ontology annotation, biological process: DNA damage response; protein polyubiquitination. The coding region runs from base 1 to 4371 and encodes 1456 amino acids. Gene Ontology annotation, molecular function: ATP-dependent chromatin remodeler activity; metal ion binding; ubiquitin protein ligase activity. Lineage: Eukaryota; Fungi; Basidiomycota; Agaricomycetes; Gloeophyllales; Gloeophyllaceae. Gene Ontology annotation, cellular component: nucleus. The record is from RefSeq and is a predicted model, not a curated record. The transcript has 22 exons.
AUGCCAUUAUUUGGCAUUCCUCGGACCUUGGAAGGAGUGUACCCCGAUACCCUUAGUGCUCCUGUCUAUCGUGCGAGAUCUUCAUUCGAAGCAGGCCCGCACGAAUUCUUGAGGGACUGCUAUGUCUUGCAACGCGAGGGGCGCGUUGAACUCGACGGUCAUCUGCAUAUGGUAGUGACGCCUCCCUCCAGCUGGGACAGCAAUGAGGAGGACCUGCCUUUCCAACUACGGUUAGGCAUGACCGUCUCUGCGAUUACGCCGACCAUAUUCCAGUCUCCUGAUUCAUCUAACUAUCGCAAAACACAAGAAGUGCAAGAAAGCCAACGAUGUGCCCUUGCCCGUGUUUUCCGAAGCCCUGCGCCGCCGGCGUCAUAUCAUGGCUCGACUGACAUUCCUUUCUUCCUGUCUAUUUUGGGUCCAGCACCUGCUAUAGAUUCACGGACCGUCGACAAAGCGGCCCAGCCCGAAUCCCUAGUACCUACCUUGCUUCCGUUCCAGCGACGUACUCUGGUUUGGAUGCUUGGUAGAGAGGGUAAAAUGAUCAAUGGUACUGGACGCGUCGUCCCAAAGUCCAAUGCUAAGUCUGAGCGAGAACUUCCAAUAUUCUGGGAGAAAGUGGAAAUAGAGCCUCACGCAGAACCUUGGUAUUUCCGUCGGCUAACAGGCUCCCUAUCUACGGAGUUUCCAGACGAAGAUGAGCCUUUUGGCGGUAUCCUCGCGGAGGAGCCGGGACUUGGAAAGACCGUAGAGUGCAUCGGAUUAAUCCUACUGAAUCCAGCCUUACCCGAUAGAAAGCCCACUAAUAUGUGGUGGAAUGACGAGGCGAAGAUCAACGUGAAAGAAGUGAAGACUACCCUUAUUGUAACACCUGCUUCAUUAGCACCACAAUGGAUUGAUGAGUUAGCACGUCACGCACCCUACUUGAAAGUAACGACAUACGACGGUUGGGCAAAGUUGAAGAUUCCUGUAACUGAAGCUGAAGCUGCGCAAGCGAGGAAAGAUGCGUCGGCGAAAGCUCGCCAAGGCAAGAAGAAGACGGGAAAGAAGAAGAAAAGCAAUACAGACAUGGACGUGGACGAGGCCAACGCCGAAGACGAAAUAGUAGACUGGGUACAAUACGUCAACAAGUUCGACGUUGUUAUCACAACGUACAAUGUUUUGCAGCAAGACCUGACGGUCGCUCGACCACCACCGACGAGACCUCGGCGAGAAAUUGCGACUUACUCCAAUAUCGAACGUUCAAGGAGCCCGUUGAUCAUGUGUGAGUGGUACAGAGUGAUCAUGGACGAGGUCCAGAUGGUCGGCGGUGGAAAGACAGAGGAGAUGGUCUCCUUGAUUCCGCGCUUGUCCUCGUGGGCUGUUUCCGGUACCCCCGCUCGUGCACAAGUAUCCGACUUAGCUCAUGUGCUGAAUUUCCUGCGAGUUGACGCUGCUGUGGCAUCCUCGCGCAUAUGGAAUACGCUAUUACUUCCAGGCUAUGCGCACGAGUUCACGUCUUUGUUCCGUCGUUAUGCUGUCAGGACGACCAAAGCCGCUGUGCAAGCGGAAUUGACGAUUCCUCAACAGACGCGAUACUUGGUUCCCAUAGAGCUGGGCCGGGUUGAAAGAACAGUGUAUGAUCAGACGUUACAGCAAGCGCUCGAUGAACUUGGUCUUGAUAGUCGUGGAGUCGCUGCUUCCGAGGGCUGGCAGGUAGAACCUGGUCUCCUACGUUCAUGGCUGCGGAAGCUCCGAGGUAUAUGUACACAUCCUCAGGUCGGCCAGCUGCAGACUACUCGCGACAAGUUGAGCAAGCCUGGGGCGUUGAAGACCAUGGCAGAAGUACUUGAGGGCAUGAGAGAUCAAAACUGGCGGACUUUGAUGGACAACCGCAAAGCAAAGGCACGUUCUAUGGCACAGACUGUGCUUCCUCAGCUGCAGCAACAUGAAGAAGGCAAUAGCACUCGUUAUCGAGAGGCAUUAGACACCCUUCUGGCAGCGCAGCAGGAAGCGCAUGAACUAGUCGAGGACAUGAAAGCUGCUAUUGCGGCUCACGAUGCGAAAGGCGCUCUACUAAAGGAGGAAGUACUUUUACGUGACGGCGAGGGCGAACGUGGCUCUUCAGAGCAAGCUGAGGCCGCUGAUGCUGAUGCAUCAACAAGCAAGGGCGAGGCGAGGGAUCGGGAGGGUUCCCGGACGGGUCUCGAGGAUCUCGAUGAUGAUGAUCUGCCCCGCAACGCUGCUGGUGAGGAACACGCCGCAAAAAGACGUGGUCUCCAGCAUAGGUUGCGAGAAUGCCUAUUAGCGCUCCAUCGCGUUAAGUUCUUGUUGGGAGAUAUGUAUCAUGUCCUUGGCCAGUCAUAUUCUGCACCAGAAGAUGCUGCGUACGCCGAAGCCGAGGCUAUUAGGCGCAAUCUCUUGAGAAAUACUGAGGAAGCAGCUAGUCGCGCCAUGGAUCAAUUGGCCCUAGACAAUGCCGACAAGGGAGUCAAGGUUGAGACUUUGAUGGUCCCUGUACCAUAUCUUGGUCAGGGAGGGAUUCGUUCGUCUGAAUUAAUGAAUGAAGCCAAUAAAAUCAUAGGUGACCUACUAAAUGAGCAGACGCAGCUGCUCUGGAUGUGGAGAGCUAGGAUCUACACUUUACUCACUCAGAAACUUUCGGGCAGCGACGAGGCCACCGGGCAGGAAUAUGCCCAAUCGUUGGAUGCCCAAGGGGAAGCUGAGGCAUAUCUUCAAGCGUACGCUGCACUCAUGGCCGACCGACGCGAGAGUUUAGUGGCCGAGCGGACGGUGCUCAAUCAAGAUUCUGCCAAGGAGAAGAAGACGCGAAAGACGCGAACAGCUCAAGAGGCAGCAGAGAAUGCUGAAGAUAUCGAGGAAGAUGUCGAGCUGCAACCAGAACAUGAAGUCCUACAGAAGCAGCUUUCUGAGGCUCGCAAUGCGUUAAGACAAAAGUUCACCGGGCGAGCCGUCAAAUCCGUCAUGAUUGACUUGAAUGCUGUGGUUGCUCGGAUUCCUAAGAACGAUGACCCAGAGAAGGCGCUUGCCAAGGAUGCCGCCAAGAGGUUACGCCAGCUCAUCAGUUCUCAAUUUACUUUAAUCGAGAGACUGGAGUCCGAUCUCGCCCUGUUCCGGAAAGCCUUCAACGAACGAAUCUUAUACUUCCGGCAACUACAAGAGAUCUCAGACUCCGUUGCUGAACCGACCUGGGAGGGCACAGUGCACGAUGCCCUAUGUGAAGCACGAAAUGCCGAGAAGGAACUUCGAACACCUAUUACCACGGGGAAAGCGCGUCAGCGAUAUCUCGAGCAUCUUGCCAAGAUGAGCGGGGACAAUUCGGGGUGUAAGGACGAAGAUGAUGAGGUUUGCAUCUUGUGUAGAUGCGAGUUUACUCGAGGAUAUAUCACGCAAUGCGCCCAUAUGUAUUGUGAGGGGUGCAUGAAAGCGUGGUUAGCCAGAAAGGAAGGAAAAGCUUGUCCUGUCUGCCGUGUCAUGAUCGACUUGGAUCAGUUGCAACGAUUCUCGAUAGGAACGGAUCCCAAGGACCGCCCAGCUCCCCCUCGGAUUCAGAAUGGAGAAGUUAUUCCUACCUCUCGGAGACCAAUUCGAUACAACUACAUCGACCCUGCUUUGUUCGAAGAAAUUGAGGGUAUGGAGUCGAGUGGCAGUUACGGGAGCAAGAUACAGACGCUUGUCCGGCAUGUCUUGCACAUACAAGACACAGACCCUGGCGCCAAGAGUAUAGUAUUCUCCGCCUGGGCAGAUUCCUUGCAUAUUGUUCAGCACGCACUCUUAAACAAUGGAAUCGCCUGCCUACGUAUCGAUCAGACCAAGGGACGGAAGAAUGCUGCCAAACGCUUUGCGGAUGAGCCAGAACUCCUGGUCCUGUUACUUCACGGGGAACGAGAGAAUGCUGGGCUGAAUGUUACGUGUGCCUCACGAGUAUUCAUGCUCGAAAGUGUGGUCCAUCAUGCUUUCGAGAUCCAAGCUAUUGCUCGUAUCGAUCGGAUGGGACAGACGAGGCCCACUGAGGUGUACUGCUACUAUGCUGAAGACACUGUUGAGAGGAACAUAUUAGACCUCGCUGCUCGGCAAGGGCUUUCGCUCUACACAGAAGAGAAAUGCAGGGGCGCUCUGGACCCUAACUUACUCGCCGUCGAGGACGGGAAGGUAGACAAGACCCCGACGAAACGCAAAGCACAGAAACAGAAGCAGAAAGGCGACUUCAUUUUCAAAUUGGACGACAUGUUGGCUAUAUUGUUCCCGCACAUGUUCGAAGAACUGGAAUAUCUGAUACCUCCGGAAGAUGAUCACAGCACCGCGGGGCAGCUGUCUCUUUCCAUAAAUCGGCCAUCAACCACCAAUGCUAUCGCCGGGCCUUCGAGACUGUGA